Molecule: messenger RNA, 1969 nt
Organism: Ipomoea triloba (trilobed morning glory)
Lineage: Eukaryota; Viridiplantae; Streptophyta; Magnoliopsida; Solanales; Convolvulaceae
Product: CBL-interacting serine/threonine-protein kinase 6-like
Exons: 1
Coding region: 356-1648 (430 amino acids)
Biological process (GO): signal transduction; protein phosphorylation
Molecular function (GO): ATP binding; protein kinase activity
Source: RefSeq, a predicted model, not a curated record
AAAGGAAAGAAAUCUCUUUUUUUUUGAUAAGUUUUGAUAUCUUUCCAUUUGAGAGUUGUUUGGAGAAGUUUGGGGCGGCGGCUAGGGAAUGCAGAGAGAUGAGAAGAUCGCCGCUUUCUAACCCCCUUCUGGUAGGCGGCGGCGGCCACCACAAACCACCGCACUCCGGCGGCAGAACUUGUCACCGGAAACACGUCGAAGACGGGUGAUCCAUUCCCGUCUUCUCUCUUCAGUUCGAUCUAUAAUAUAAUCCUUUCUAUUUCUCACCUGAAUUAAACCUAUUUCUGAAAGUAAUUAAGCAUUGAAUUUAGCUUUAGCGAGUAGCGGAAUCGAAAAAUUGUUUUGUGAUCGGAGAAUGGCGGCGGCGGCGGAGGAUAAAUGCGGCGUUCUGCACGGGAAAUACGAGCUGGGGAGGAUGUUAGGGCACGGGACGUUCGCGAAGGUGUACCACGCGCGGAACCUGCAUUCGGGGAACAGCGUGGCGAUGAAGGUAGUGGGGAAGGAGAAGGUGAUAAAAGUGGGGAUGAUGGACCAGAUCAAGCGGGAGAUUUCUGUUAUGAAGAUGGUGAAGCACCCUAACAUUGUGGAGCUUCACGAGGUUUUGGCGAGCAAAACCAAGAUUUACUUCGCCAUGGAGCUCGUCCGCGGCGGCGAGUUAUUCGCCAAGAUCUCCAAAGGCCGCCUACGCGAGGAAUUGGCGAGGAAUUACUUCCAGCAGCUCAUUUCCGCCAUAGAUUUCUGCCAUAGCCGAGGAGUCUACCAUAGGGAUUUGAAGCCGGAGAAUCUCCUCCUGGAUGAAGAUGGACACUUGAAGGUCACGGAUUUCGGCCUCAGCGCUUUCUCCGACCAUUUACGACAAGACGGCAUGCUCCACACCACGUGCGGCACGCCGGCUUACGUGGCACCGGAGGUGAUUGCUAAGAAGGGUUACGACGGCGCCAAGGUGGAUAUAUGGUCCUGCGGGGUAAUUUUAUAUGUUCUCUUAGCCGGAUUUUUACCCUUCCAAGACGAUAACAUUGUCGCCAUGUACCGGAAGAUUUACAGAGGCGAUUUCAAAUGCCCGCCGUGGCUUUCCUCCGACGCGAGAAAACUAAUCACCAAAAUGCUAGACCCGAACCCUAAUUCCAGAAUCACCAUUGCCAAAAUCAUGUCCUCGUCCUGGUUCAAGAAAUCCGUCCCGAGAUCCCUGAGGAAAAACGAAGACGAAGAAUUUUCAUUCUCCGGCGACAAGGCCAAGGAAGAAGUGGAGACGCUGAACGCCUUCCACAUCAUAUCUCUCUCCCAGGGCUUCGAUCUGAGCCCCCUGUUCGAGGAGAAGAAGAAGACGGAGAAAGAAGAGAUGAGAUUCGCGACUACAAAGCCGGCGAGCAGUGUGAUUUCGAAGCUAGAAGAGGUGGCAAAAACCAGUAAUUUCAGUGUCAAAAAGAGCGAUUCCAGCGUGAGAUUGCAGGGACAUGAGAGCGGAAGAAAAGGGAAACUGGGAAUCUCAGCAGACAUUUUCACGAUGAAUCCUUCGCUUCUGGUGGUGGAGGUGAAGAAAGCCAGCGGCGACACACUGGAAUAUAAUCAGUUCUGCAGCAAAGAGCUAAAGCCUGCUCUUAAGGACAUCGUCUGGACAUCUCCAACUGAACAUUCAACUCCUGCUUAAUCAACAACACAAGUUUCCAGCUUUUGCUUCAGUUCAAGAUUUGUAAUUCUUAUUAUGAUUAUGAAUGAUUAUUAUUAUUAUUAUGUUGUUGCUAAGGUUUAGGUGUAGCUGAUGAAUAUGAAUGAGUGUUUGUUGUUGCUUAGCUUUUUCUUGUUUUGUUUCGUCUGGUCUGUUCCAAUUUCCAAACGCUGCAAUUGGUCUGUUCAAGUGUUCAUCAAUAAUGUUCAGUGUGUGGCAUUUGCAACUUGCAAAUGGUUGUUGGCUGGAUGCCUGGAUUCAUUUAAUUUGGGUCCAUGUGGUUGCCCUUUUACUCUGUUGCAA